AUGGAGACGGAGCAGGAGCCCCGAGUAAGUAGCGGUCCUGGACCUUCUUUCGGUGACGUGCGAUUCCUGGCGCCGGGUUCUUCCUCCGCUGCGCGCGUCACCGACGAGAUUCUGACCUGCACGGGCAGCCGGGAGCUCCGCUUCCGCAUUUCAGCCCUGGCUGGCACUGUGGAGCAUCUCCGACGUGAGAUCUCCAAUGCGCUCGAGAAUCCCAGCGGGCCGUUGGCGAAAGCCACCACUUGGGACCCGAGCCAAUUGCAGGCAGCGGAGCAUGCUCUGAAGUGUCGAGUGGCAUUGAUUCAAGGCCCACCCGGCACAGGUAAGACCUUCAUCGGCUGCAAGUUGCUGCAAAUGUUCCUGCCCAACUCACGUGUGCUGGUCCUGACCUACAAGAACCAUGCAUUAGAUGACUUUCUGCAACAUUGCCUCCAAGCAGGUUAUGUGGAUACAGUGGCGCGCGUGGGAGGCCGCAGCAAUGAUGACUCCCAAGAACUACAGUCCUGCAACCUGAGGAGCCUCCGAAAGAAGUUGCAAUCACGCACUGGCAAGCGGAAGAAUGACGCCGAUGUUGACCAGGCCAUCCACAAAUUGAUGGCUUUAGCAUCGCAAGCGAAGUUCGUGGUGGCCGCUGAGCAACAUAAGCUCUUGGUGGCGCUGCACCAUUUCCUCGACAGAGGAGUGCACACUGUGGAGACCUUCUUAAUGGCGAUGUCUGGUCAGGGUCAGGAGAUCAUCCUCUUUCUGCAAGAGUGGAUGCAAGUUUGGCUUCAGGAGGAUCCAAAUCGGACAGGCAAUCACCACCACCGGCAGUUCUUGGAAUGUGCAGACAUUGUCGGACACUCCUUAGACCAACGUUGGGAGCAGCUACCUGAACUGCUCGGCGACAGCUCUGAACAAGAGGAGCAAGUGAUAUGGGCAUGUUAUUGGCUACGGGACUAUCUUGAUCGAGCUCUCAUGGAUUGGUAUCCUCCAGGAAAGCAUGUGGCAGAAGUGGCACGAGCGUAUUUUGGACAGGAUUGUGAGCAAGAUCCAGACGAAGAAGCUCCAGCGAGGGUGGUCUCUGCGGAUGAGGCAGUUGUUGUGAUUGAUAGCCAGGAGGACUUGAAGAAGGUUUCCGCUGCCCUUCAACAGAAUUUGCAGGUCCUGCAUGCGGUGCAGCUUCAUGACGGUGUGCUGAUCGAGAAGGGCUGGACACUCCACCGGUGUGUCGACUGA
This is a messenger RNA of Durusdinium trenchii, 1215 nucleotides long. The record is from the annotation of a GenBank genome assembly. Lineage: Eukaryota; Dinophyceae; Suessiales; Symbiodiniaceae.